Ostrea edulis (European flat oyster) is the source of this 806-nucleotide messenger RNA. Its product is annotated as dolichol-phosphate mannosyltransferase subunit 1. Gene Ontology annotation, cellular component: endoplasmic reticulum membrane. NCBI's taxonomy places the organism in Eukaryota, Metazoa, Mollusca, Bivalvia, Ostreida, Ostreidae. The record is from RefSeq and is a predicted model, not a curated record. The transcript is spliced from 9 exons. Gene Ontology annotation, biological process: protein O-linked glycosylation via mannose; GPI anchor biosynthetic process. The coding region runs from base 41 to 763 and encodes 240 amino acids. Gene Ontology annotation, molecular function: dolichyl-phosphate beta-D-mannosyltransferase activity.
GUUCUCCCUUGUAUUUUUGUAACCUUCACCUUUUUGGAAGAUGGCGGACGAAGACAAGUACUCAGUACUGCUUCCAACAUAUAAUGAGAGAGAAAAUCUUCCUGUCAUCAUAUGGCUUCUUGUUAAAUACUUCACCGAGAGUGGAUAUGAUUAUGAGAUUAUUGUUAUCGAUGAUGGAAGUCCAGAUAAAACCUUAGAAGUGGCCAAGCAGCUUCAGAAGAUUUACGGCAGCGACAAAAUUAUCUUACGUCCCCGGGAGAAAAAGCUUGGUUUAGGGACAGCAUAUAUUCAUGGAAUGAAACAUGCAACUGGCAACUUUAUCAUAAUUAUGGAUGCAGAUCUUUCACAUCAUCCCAAGUUCAUUACAGAAUUCAUCCAGAAACAACAGGAAGGAAACUAUGACCUGAUUUCAGGAACACGUUACAUUGGCACAGGAGGUGUGGCUGGUUGGGACUUCAAAAGGAAACUUGUUAGCCGUGGUGCAAACUAUUUGACGCAAGUACUGCUCAGACCAGGGGCCUCAGAUCUGACAGGAAGUUUUAGGUUAUACAAGAAAGAAGUCUUACAGAAGCUAGUGAACUCCUGUAUCUCUAAAGGCUAUGUGUUCCAGAUGGAGAUGAUAGUUCGAGCACGACAGUUUGGUUACAGCAUUGGAGAGGUGCCUAUUACCUUUGUUGACAGAGUGUAUGGAGAAUCAAAGCUUGGAGGAAGUGAAAUAUUUCAGUUUCUCAAAGGACUUCUAUAUCUAUUUGCAACAACCUAGAUGUAUAUUUCAAACCUAGAAUAUACUAUUGUUAUUGUUUGUG